This is a messenger RNA of Helobdella robusta, 333 nucleotides long. RefSeq lists its product as hypothetical. The transcript is spliced from 2 exons. The coding region runs from base 1 to 333 and encodes 110 amino acids. The record is from RefSeq and is a predicted model, not a curated record. Lineage: Eukaryota; Metazoa; Annelida; Clitellata; Rhynchobdellida; Glossiphoniidae. Gene Ontology annotation, molecular function: calcium ion binding.
AUGGCAAAUUUUCGGAUGGGUCGAAGGAAGAGUUCCGUGUUCCGAUCUGGAGCACGCUUGAUGAGCCAGGAAAUGGACUGCAGACCCCUCUUCACCGCCAUGGAUCGCGACUGCAACGGCUACAUCGACAGGGACGAGUUGAGAGCAACACUGUGGGACGUCGGCAUCCAUGUUACUGAUCCGGAUCUUGACAUCAUGAUGAAGACGGUUGGUGUUGUCAUCAAAGACAGGAUAUUCUAUGAAGAUUUCGUAAAGAUGAUGGCCGGUACAAUAGGAAAAUCGCAGAGAAGGGUAGGUAAAACUUUCAACAUUUUAUUUGUAAUUCGUGCUUAG